Messenger RNA from Glossina fuscipes, 549 nucleotides. RefSeq names its product venom serine protease 34-like. NCBI's taxonomy places the organism in Eukaryota, Metazoa, Arthropoda, Insecta, Diptera, Glossinidae. The record is from RefSeq and is a predicted model, not a curated record. Gene Ontology annotation, molecular function: serine-type endopeptidase activity. Gene Ontology annotation, biological process: proteolysis. Bases 1 to 549 code for a protein of 182 amino acids. The transcript is spliced from 2 exons.
AUGGAAUCCCAAAAUUUCGAAACACCUUUCACACGUUACUUUGCAGUUCAAAAUAUCAUCAGUCAUGAAAAUUUUAGAUCUACAUCCAGCACAGUUUCUAACGACAUAGCCUUACUUAAAACUUUAAUUAGCAUUGAAUUCAAUUAUGGUGUGGCUCCGGCUUGCUUGCCCUUCCACUUCAAUGCACCUGAGCCGAAUGAUCGUGUCAUGGCAACAGGUUGGGGAACAACAUCAUUUGGCGGACAACAGUCUUCCCUCUUACUUAAGACUACGCUGGAUGUUAUCCCACGGAACCAAUGCGAAAAGUUGACUUCACUUCCACUAACUCGCAACAUUUUUUGCACUUUUACUUCCGGUCGCGAUACUUGCCAGUACGACUCCGGUGGUGCUCUUUAUCAGCGCGAUAGUGAGGGUCGUUUGUUUACCGUUGGUGUGAUCAGCUACGGCUUCGCAUGUGGCGGUCAACAGCCUUCGAUAAAUACACGCAUACGCUCCUAUUUGACGUGGAUUAAAGCAAAAGCUCCGGAAAUUAUAUUCUGCAUUACAUAG